This is a messenger RNA of Elephantulus edwardii (Cape elephant shrew), 281 nucleotides long. RefSeq names its product V-type proton ATPase subunit e 2-like. Gene Ontology annotation, molecular function: proton-transporting ATPase activity, rotational mechanism. The record is from RefSeq and is a predicted model, not a curated record. Lineage: Eukaryota; Metazoa; Chordata; Mammalia; Macroscelidea; Macroscelididae. Gene Ontology annotation, biological process: proton transmembrane transport. The transcript has a single exon. Bases 7 to 252 code for a protein of 81 amino acids. Gene Ontology annotation, cellular component: proton-transporting V-type ATPase, V0 domain.
CUGGCGAUGACAGCGCAUUCCUUCGCUCUCCCGGUCAUCAUUUUCACCACGUUCUGGGGCCUCAUCGGUAUCGCCGGGCCCUGGUUCGUGCCUAAGGGACCUAACCGUGGAGUGAUUAUCACCAUGCUGGUGACCACCGCUGUCUGCUGUUACCUCUUCUGGCUCAUUGCCAUCCUGGCCCAGCUCAAUCCCCUGUUUGGCCCCCAGCUGAAGAAUGAGACCAUCUGGUAUGUGCGCUUCCUCUGGGAGUGACUGCUGGACUCCUGGCCCCAGGUGCCCAG